ACACUGAUCACAAUUUUUUUUUUAAAUGGCACUUCAUAUCAAAAGGUUGCCGACCCCUGGCCUAAGGAAUAUGAUGUCCAUGAGAACAUAGGCACUACGUGCCUUACCUGUGAGCAGAGGGACAAGGUGAAAAGCUAACUCUUCUUUCGGCCAUAGGCAGACAUCUGCCAUUCUUUACAAAAAUUGUCAGAAAGUGCUCAAUGUCAUCUUCUGGAUUGAGUGGUUUCGACUUGGGGUCUCUGCGCAUGUGUGCUGCCCUUGUUGUUGAUGGCGGCUCAUUCUGCUGGGUGGGUUGAGCCUCACCAUCAGGCCACGUCGUCACCUUCAACACUCUCACGUCACUCUUCUUUGUUAUCAUAUCCUUCUCUCAAUUCCGUCACCUGUGCUUGGAUUUGUUCGAAUUGGUGCUGCAUAUGUCUCCAUCUCUGCUCUUGGGGCGUGGCCUCUUUCUCCAACUGCUGAUCUCUGGAAGCAUGGGAGCAUACAAGAGAUUUGCCAUGCUUGUUAACUCCUCCAUGUCAUCAGGUGUUCUGGCUGCCGCGGCCCCCUGCUGGUCAGGAUGGAGGCAAAGAGGAGAACACAAGACCGAAUGGUGUUUCAAGAUACUAAUCUCUGCCCCCCCCAGGUUCACUCUGACAGCACAGAGUCUGUUCCAGAUGAAGCGUCAGCUGGACAAACUGGCCGAUCUGAUCGUGAAGGUCACCUACGAGAGUGACCCGAUCCCACUGCAGAAACCUCAGAUGGAGGAGCGAGUCAAAUACCUCAUCUAUCACCUGAUCAAGAGCUCGUUUGUGGUGGAGAAGCAGCCAUGCAUGCCCACACAUCCCCAGAAACCCCUCAUCAUCAAGACUGGCGUGCAAUUCACCACCAAAGUCAGACUCCUGGUUAAACUUCCAGAAGUGGAUUAUCAGCUGAAAGUCAAAACAACAUUUGACAAGGACCUACCCCCCGGCAGAGUAAGUCGUCAGUUUUUCAUCCUGACCAACAACACUAAAGUUAUGGACAUCGAGGACUACUCAAACGGCUGCCUCUCAGUGGAGUUCAGACAUCUGGUAAUACAAUUUGUGCUUGUGUGUAAUUUAUUACCAGAACAUGAGGACACAGAAUACUUCUGGCUGAUCAAGGACUCAAAACACAAGGAGAGCAUCGGAGAGCUAGAACUGAGACUGAAAGCUCUGGUAUCAACAGGAGGUCGGAGUGUUCAAGCAGCAUGUGACUGGCUCUUCUCUCAUGUAGAUGACCCGUUCCUGGACGACCCUCUGCCCAGGGAGUUUGUCCUCUACCUGCGGCCCAGCGGACCCCUGCAGAACCAGCUCUCACACUUCUGGCAGCAGAGCCGCGUCACAUGUGGCAAAAACAAAGCACACAACAUUUUCCCCCACAUUACCCUCUGCCAGUUCUUCAUGUGUGCAGACCACAAAGUGGAAGACCUGUGUGAGGCCCUGCAGGCGUCCGUCCAGCAGUGGCGGGGUCGAUUCCCCAGCCCUCUGCCUCUGGAGCUCUACACAUCCUCCAACUUCAUCGGCCUGUUCGUGGAGGAGACGGUGGCCGACAUCCUCAAGCAGUUUGCCGCUGACUUCUCCACAGAGGCCGCCAAGAAGGCAGAGGUGCAUGUGGAGCCUCAUAAGAAGCAGCUCCAUGUAACACUGGCCUACAACUUCCCCACCAAUCACCUGCCUUCGCUGGAGAAACUGGCCAAGGGCAUUGAAGUUAAGCUGGGCUGUGAUUGGCUGGCAGUCUUGUUUUCACGGGACAUUCGUUUUGCAAACCAUGAGACGCUGCGGGUAAUGUACCCCUACUCGCCUCAGAACGAGGAUGAGCUGGAGCUGGUUCCUGGAGAUUUUGUCUUCAUGUCUCCGGUGGAUCAGAGCAUUACCAGCGAGGGCUGGGUGUACGGGACCUCGCUGGGCUCAGGGCUGUCCGGCCUGCUGCCUGAGAACUACGUCAGCCUGGCGGAUGAGUCUGAGACCUGGGUGUUCCACGGCUCCCAUUCCUUCUUCAGCUGUGGGCCAAGUGACAGGAGCAGUAAGGACAGAGGGAUGUUUGACGGGCUGCUGGACAGCCGACGGAUGGAGAACAGCAGUCCUGGAGAUACCCCCACCCUCAGUCUCAUCUGUCAUCCAAUGCAGGUGCAGAAGCUGUCCAGCCUGGUUCUCCCGAGCGAGGUGAUCAUCGCCCAGAGCUCCGUGCCAGGCGGCAUCCCAUGCCUUCACACUCCCGCCCCCGGCCUCUCUACCACACUGGCACAACUGUUUCCCAUACCAACCUCCACUCCCCGCUUCCCUUUUCUAAUAAACACUGUCCUUUCCCAGCUGAUCCCGAGCUGA
Messenger RNA from Notothenia coriiceps (black rockcod), 2327 nucleotides. RefSeq names its product ubiquitin-associated and SH3 domain-containing protein B-like. The transcript has 14 exons. Gene Ontology annotation, molecular function: DNA-binding transcription factor activity; DNA binding; protein binding. Gene Ontology annotation, biological process: signal transduction; regulation of DNA-templated transcription. The record is from RefSeq and is a predicted model, not a curated record. Lineage: Eukaryota; Metazoa; Chordata; Actinopteri; Perciformes; Nototheniidae. The coding region runs from base 414 to 2327 and encodes 637 amino acids.